CAGAUAAAGUGAAUGAAGGGUCCAGGGAGACCAGAUAAAGUGAAUGCAGGGUCUGGGGAGACCAGAUAUAGUGAAUGCAGGGUCUGGGGAGACCAGAUAUAGUGAAUGCAGGGUCCGGGGAGAGCGGAUAUAGUGAAUGCGGGGUCCGGGGAGAGUGGAUAUAGUGAAUGCAGGGGUCCGGGGAGAGCGGAUAUAGUGAAUGCGGGGUCCGGGGAGAGCGGAUAUAGUGAAUGCGGGGUCCGGGGAGAGCGGAUAUAGUGAAUGCGGGGUCCGGGGAGAGCGGAUAUAGUGAAUGCGGGGUCCGGGGAGAGCGGAUAUAGUGAAUGCGGGGUCCGGGGAGA
Molecule: messenger RNA, 341 nt
Organism: Staurois parvus
Lineage: Eukaryota; Metazoa; Chordata; Amphibia; Anura; Ranidae
Source: the annotation of a GenBank genome assembly